Procambarus clarkii (red swamp crayfish) is the source of this 876-nucleotide messenger RNA. NCBI's taxonomy places the organism in Eukaryota, Metazoa, Arthropoda, Malacostraca, Decapoda, Cambaridae. The record is from RefSeq and is a predicted model, not a curated record.
AUGCACCCAGAUCUGUACGCUUCCUCUCCUAUUGCUGGAUUCCCUCAGCUUUGUGAAGCGUCUGCCAUAUGCGCAUUGAAGGCGUUGCAUGCAAUUGCAGUCAGCAUAAAGCAAAAUCCCACAUCCCCGAAACCAAUCAUCAGACAACAGUUGUUCGUGGAGCGUUACUCUGACCUUCAUGGUCACCUCUUCCACCUCGCCAGCUGGACAGACGACUUUCCUUACCUCUUCUAUGAUAAUGAGAAAAGAGCAGCGGGGAUUGGUGUGGCGAUGCUGCAGGAAACCUCCCUACGUCUCAACUUCACCUACAGUCUCCAGGAGGUCCCUCCAGACGGGCACUGGGCCGAGCUGAUCAACGGUAUGUGGACGGGGCUGCUGGGCCAGGUGGUGCGUGGGCAGAAGGACUUUAUCAUCAACGGCAUGGCCGUCGUCCGUGACCGCUACCAGGCGGCCGACUUCACUGUUCCCUAUUUCAGUGACUCUUAUAGUAUCACAUUAAAGGUGCCCCCACCAGCGCCCCGUUGGCAAUCGCUAGUAUACCCCUUCAGCAGGUGGGUUUGGAUGGGGAUGGGCUGUACCCUACUCCUGCUCUCCCUGGUCUUCCACCUUCUCGUCCGCCCAGACUCCUCCCUCAUAUACAACAACGAGGCUGAUGUGGUGUCGACGCUGGUGUGGUUAUCAAGGACGUUGCUUCGACAGCCUUCACUACGAGUUCCAAAGGUGGCUGGGUGCCGGCCUUUCCUGGUGUGCUGGGGGCUGGCAGCGCUCGUCCUCUCCACCUGCUACAACGGCAACUUGGUCGCCUUUCUAACAGUGCCCAAGCAGGCCCACAGGAUCAACUCUCUUGAGGAGCUCGCCGUCUCUCACACCAAGUGA